CAGGCCCUGCGACUAGGAGAGUCACGUGAGGGUGGGCGGUGGAGGCAGGGGCUGGUCCCAGCUGUUUCUUCGUCUCUAUGGUUGCCGGAGGUGGGCGGCCUUGACUGAAUUGCUGCCGGCCCUCUGCCGUGGACGGGAUGUUUCGUCUUAAUUCACUCUCUGCGUUGGCAGAGCUGGCUGUGGGCUCUCGAUGGUACCAUGGAGCCUCCCAGCCUACUCAGGUCAGGAGAAGACUAAUGAUGGUGGCGUUCCUGGGAGCAUCUGCAGUAACUGCAAGUACUGGGCUUUUGUGGAAGAGGGCUCAUGCAGAAUCUCCACAAUAUGUGAACAACCUAAAGUCGGAAACUGGUGAUAAUGGGAAGAAUAAAGAUGAAGGAGAAGCUUACAACCAUGAGAAAAAGGCUGCAGAUACUUCUCUUGAGCCUUAUCCAGAAGAAAAAAAGAAGAAACGUGGAUUCAGAGACAGAAAAGUGAUGGAAUAUGAGAACAGGAUUCGAGCCUACUCUACACCAGACAAAAUCUUUCGCUAUUUUGCUACCUUGAAAGUAAUCAAUGAACCUGGUGAAGCAGAAGUGUUUAUGACUCCGCAAGAUUUUGUGCGAUCCAUAACACCUAAUGAAAAACAACCAGAACACUUGGGCCUGGAUCAAUAUAUAAUAAAACGCUUUGAUGGAAAGAAAAUAUCCCAAGAACGAGAAAAAUUUGCUGAUGAAGGCAGCAUAUUUUACACCCUUGGAGAAUGUGGGCUCAUAUCCUUUUCAGACUACAUUUUCCUUACAACUGUUCUUUCCACUCCUCAGAGAAAUUUUGAAAUUGCCUUCAAGAUGUUUGACUUGAAUGGAGAUGGAGAAGUAGACAUGGAGGAGUUUGAACAGGUCCAGAGCAUCAUUCGCUCCCAAACCAGCAUGGGGAUGCGUCACCGGGACCGCUCUACCACUGGUAACACCCUCAAGUCUGGCUUGUGUUCAGCCCUCACAACCUACUUUUUUGGAGCUGAUCUCAAGGGGAAGCUGACAAUCAAGAACUUCCUCGAAUUUCAGCGUAAACUUCAGCAUGAUGUUCUGAAGCUAGAGUUUGAACGCCAUGACCCGGUGGACGGGAGGAUUACUGAGAGGCAGUUUGGUGGCAUGUUGCUGGCGUACAGUGGGGUGCAGUCCAAGAAGCUGACUGCCAUGCAGAAGCAGCUCAAAAAGCACUUCAAAGAGGGAAAGGGCCUUACCUUUCAGGAGGUGGAGAACUUCUUUACUUUCCUGAAGAAUAUUAAUGAUGUAGACACUGCUUUGAGCUUUUACCAUAUGGCUGGAGCGUCUCUUGAUAAAGUGACCAUGCAGCAGGUGGCCAGGACGGUGGCUAAAGUGGAACUCUCAGACCACGUGUGCGACGUGGUGUUUGCGCUCUUUGACUGCGACGGCAACGGGGAGCUGAGCAAUAAGGAAUUUGUUUCCAUCAUGAAGCAGCGGCUGAUGAGAGGCCUGGAGAAGCCCAAAGACAUGGGCUUCACCCGCCUCAUGCAGGCCAUGUGGAAAUGUGCGCAGGAGACCGCCUGGGACUUCGCUCUGCCCAAGUAGGAGCGCAGAGCUGCAAGGUGGGGCCGCCGCCUGCACCCCAGGCACCCUGGACCCUGGAGCCCCUGAGCAAGAGCCCCAGCAUGGCCCUUCACACAGCUGCCUCUGGAAGUAGUGUGCCCUCCCUCCCAGGAGCGGCCUGGCCACUCCCCCUGUCCCCUCUGCUAGGCACUGGCUCUGCCCGUGAGUAGCCCCGUGGAUUCUCACAGACACAGUCCCACGAGCUUGGCCCUGUGGCCCGGCCGGCGGCACCUUGAAUGGAGGUGCAGGGACCACGCACCCCUGCCAGCCGGUCCUCAGCUCACUUCCGCCGCGGGUUUAUACCAGCAAGGAUGCUCCUUGCUUCUCCUUGGGCUGCAGUUGUGUCGUGCUUUGCUUUAAGUACAAGCUGGGGAGAUCGCUGGCAGGCAGAGCGCAGUCUGUGAUAACAAAGCUGACCCAGCCGGCCAGAGGAGGGAUCCGUGUCGCAGCCCGGGCUGGCUCUGCAGCCAGGUCCGAGAAGGCCACACGCUCAGUGGGACCAGAGCGGGACUGCAGAUUCAGAGUAGCUGCUCGCGGCUCUGCGGGCCGCCGCCCUCCUGCCUCCCCGGCUCAGCUCCCUGCGCCGUGACUGGGCUCACAUCCCCGCCAGUGCCACCGAGCAGCCCUCAGAAGCUGAGCCUGUCUGCCCUGUGGCUUAAAUACUUGUGGACUAUCACUUUCAUUAUUAAUUAUAAUGGUUUGCAAUAAAUGCCUCCAGUGGCUCCUGUCGCCUUUAUUCUAGG
Messenger RNA from Lepus europaeus (European hare), 2329 nucleotides. RefSeq names its product mitochondrial calcium uptake 1 (gene MICU1). Gene Ontology annotation, biological process: mitochondrial calcium ion homeostasis; calcium import into the mitochondrion. Bases 138 to 1568 code for a protein of 476 amino acids. The transcript has 12 exons. Lineage: Eukaryota; Metazoa; Chordata; Mammalia; Lagomorpha; Leporidae. Gene Ontology annotation, molecular function: calcium ion binding. Gene Ontology annotation, cellular component: uniplex complex. The record is from RefSeq and is a predicted model, not a curated record.